Cinara cedri is the source of this 795-nucleotide messenger RNA. The record is from the annotation of a GenBank genome assembly. NCBI's taxonomy places the organism in Eukaryota, Metazoa, Arthropoda, Insecta, Hemiptera, Aphididae.
AUGCAACGAACUGAAAAUUUUCUCAAUAAAGAACCUCAGAAGUUUUGGGAUUUUGUUAGAAAAAAUCAAUCUAAUUUUUGCAUUCCUAAAUUUAUCAAGCUUAACGGUAUCAGUUGUAACGAUGAGCAAGAUACAGCUAAUAUGUUUUCCUCCUACUUUAACUCCAUUUAUUUUAUUCAAAAAGCCAUUAAUACUGAUCUAUCGAACUUAGAUAUUUUGUCUUAUAACCUUCCUAAUAGCUCCUCCUUUUCUGUUGAUGUUGUUUUUAUAAGUUUAUCUAAACUAAAUGGUGUAACGUCUAUUGGCCCAGAUGGCAUAUCUGGUUUGUAUCUUUACAAUCUAAGAUAUACGUUAGCUUUUCCACUGUGGCUUCUUUUUAGGCGCUCGUUAUUAGAUGGUAUAUUUCCUGAUUUAUGGAAAAUUAGUUAUAUAACACCUGUCUUAAAAUUGGGUGAUGCUUCUCUGGUUGAGAACUACCGGUCUAUUUCUAUCUUAUCUCACGUUUCCAAACUAUUUAAAUCUCUAAACUUAGAUUGUAUUCUGCCUUCUGUUUAUCCCAUAUUGAUGUAUGAGUAAUAUAGUUUCUGCCCUGGUCAUUCAACAACUUGCAAUGUAACUUUCUGCAAUUACAGGUAUAUAUUUAAUGUUUUUGGUGCUCAUUCUCAGGUUGAUGUGAUUUAUACUGAUUUUGCCAAGGCCUUUGAUCAUGUAAAUUACCAUACUCUACUGAAAGUACUUGCUCGAACUGAAAUAGGUGAACUACUUAUCAUGGUUUGGCUCACUCCUUUCAUGUAG